This is a messenger RNA of Bombina bombina (fire-bellied toad), 1748 nucleotides long. It is a transcript of the gene CLIC3, whose product is annotated as chloride intracellular channel 3. NCBI's taxonomy places the organism in Eukaryota, Metazoa, Chordata, Amphibia, Anura, Bombinatoridae. Bases 138 to 860 code for a protein of 240 amino acids. The transcript is spliced from 6 exons. The record is from RefSeq and is a predicted model, not a curated record.
UUGUAGCAGAAGAGUUGUACUGGCAAACACAUCUUUUUAUAGCAGCACAGGCACAUCAGCUCUGGAGAUUACCCACUGUCUGCAUCAAGAAGCCAUCUGCGGGUCAGUGACACCAGAACAGAGUCACCAGUGGAGAUAUGGCAGAAGGCACUAAAAUACAGCUCUUUGUGAAGGCCAGCGAUGAUGGGGAGAGUAUUGGAAACUGUCCGUUUUCCCAGCGUCUGUUCAUGAUUCUGAUGCACAAAGGGGUCCCGUUCACUCUCACUACUGUGGACAUGAAGAGAGCACCAGAAGUGUUCAAGGAGCUGGCUCCUGGCUCACAGCCCCCCUUCCUCCUCUACAACGAAGAGGUCAAAACAGACACCAACAAAAUUGAAGAAUUUUUAGAGGAUACUUUAAAACCCCCCAGUUAUCCCAGUAUGACUCCCAAGUACAAGGAAUCCAGCAGUGCUGGAAAUGAUGUGUUCCACAAAUUCUCUGCAUAUAUCAAGAACCAGUUGCCAGCCCAGGAGGAUAUUCUUCAGAGGAACCUGCUGAAGUCACUUCUAAUGCUGGACCGUUAUCUACAGACUCCUCUGCAGCACGAACUGAUUGAAAAUCCAAAGAUCACAGUGUCAAAAAGGAAAUACCUAGACGGAGAUAAUCUGACAUUGCCAGACUGCAAUCUCCUGCCCAAACUUCAUGUCAUCAAUACUGUUUGUAAAUUUUACCGCAACUUUGAAAUUCCCAGGGAACUGAAGUACAUUAGCCAGUACCUUGACAAUGCAGCUGAACUGAAAGAGUUUAAAUAUACCUGCCCAAACACGGAUGAAAUACUUCAGUUCUAUCGUCCAGUGGUCAAGCCCAUGCCCAUGAAAUAAGGUAUUUGGUAGCUCCUCUUAAUACUUCAGGUACCAACAGAGUCAGAAGACAAGGACAUUGACCAUAAAGAGAACAUCAAAAUGACUUUCUUGCCAAAAUCCUAUUGACUCCUUACUGGAUGUGAUACUCAGAAUGGAUAGUUACUAAUAACUCUUACCAAACAUCCGUCUACCAUGAAACCCCUUAAAAGACUGGACAUAGUUGCUUUAUCAUUGAGGUUAUCUAUCAUAUAAUCCAUUGGUUAUACAGCUACAUCUGAUGGCACACAAUGUUGCUUCUACCAGUGAACACACCAUUGUUCUUUAAUCUUUAUUUUAUUGACAAUAGUAUCAAACUAUGUAUAUAGAUUAAACCAUUAUAUAUGAGAGCAGUAUCCAAAUCAUAGAAAAUAUUUUAAAGGGACAGUCAAGAAAAAAACAACUUGUUUUUAAGAUAAAAAAUGAAAGCACUAUUAUGUGGAAUCAAACCUGAUAUAUUGUCCCUUUAACUGGAGUCCUGUCAACUUCAUAUGUGAGAUUUAAAAUAGUAUUUACUGACAGUGUAUUUUUAUUAUACAUUUUAUUAUUAUUUAAAUAAGAAAUACAAACUACUGAAAUUAUUAGCGAUAAACAGGCUUGGUAAAGUUUUGGAGUACAUAAAAUACCUUGAGGCAUUAUACCCAAAUGUUGAAGUACAUGAAAGUGAUGCAGCAUAGCUGUAAAAAGCUGACUAGAAAAUAUCACCUCAACGUCUUUAUGUAAACAAAAAAAAUAUUUUACCUCAAAAUGUCCUAAGUAUUCACACCCCACUGUAAAGAGACUUUAAGCAGCCAAUCAAGAUGCUUGUCCCAGGACUUUCUAUGGAGUGUGCAUCAGGCAUAUGCAGCGGAAGUAUAACUGUUUACAAAA